Fonsecaea erecta is the source of this 1266-nucleotide messenger RNA. RefSeq lists its product as hypothetical. The record is from RefSeq and is a predicted model, not a curated record. NCBI's taxonomy places the organism in Eukaryota, Fungi, Ascomycota, Eurotiomycetes, Chaetothyriales, Herpotrichiellaceae. Gene Ontology annotation, cellular component: centrosome; replication fork; Rad51B-Rad51C-Rad51D-XRCC2 complex. Gene Ontology annotation, biological process: double-strand break repair via homologous recombination; DNA strand invasion. The transcript is spliced from 2 exons. Gene Ontology annotation, molecular function: four-way junction DNA binding. The coding region runs from base 1 to 1266 and encodes 421 amino acids.
AUGUCGGCCCAACAAUACGGAGCUCGUCUCCUCGAAGAGAUACAGGAAGAGAGCCUCGAGCAGUUCCUAGCGGAGCUCAGAUGUGCGAUAGACCCUCAACCACGAUCUAUUCUGGGCGUUCCACAGCUGGACAGUCUACUGGAAUCACUCCGCUACCCAACAACCCAGGACAGCCCUCAUCGUCGAGCAUGGCCAUCCUCGCCAGGAACAACAUCUCCUGCCGUCGAAGAGGAAGAUCAGGAUGACGACGAGGUGUCUCCUCGAGGGCCUCCACCACGAGCACCUCCAGACAAACCCAAGCCUGCCACGAUCGAACUCACCAGCGUCAAAUCUGCCUCCGGGAAAACGUCUCUGCUCUCCCAUCUCUGCGCCGUAUCGGUGCUCCCGAGAGAUAGGGGUGGCAAGGAAUCGACCGUCGUGUACAUCGACGCCGACGGCCGGUUUUCGCCCACCCGGCUAGCGCAGAUGAUGAACCACUGCCUCCAAACUCACCACCAGUCGAGCGAAGCUCCCCAGCCUCCCCUGACAGACUUGGACGCCCUCCAAGAAACCAUCCGCUCCUCCCUCGACCACGUACACGUUUUCCGGCCCCAGUCUUCGGCGCAGAUGACGGCCGUCCUCGCGUCUCUCCACACGUACCUCUUGAACAGGUCGCGGCAUCACUCCAUACUUCGCCCUCUCAGCUUGAUCGUGAUCGACUCGGCGACCGCGUUCUACUGGCAGGACCGGUCCGACCAGGCCCUGGCGAAGCUCGAGUCCCUGGGGACAGCGCCCGGCGGAGGACCAUCACGCGCUGCAGAGUUGAUUGAGAAGCUCAAGGCCCUGCAGGAGCGGUUCGGUUGUGCCGUGCUCGCCAGCACGACCUCCCCUUCCACUUCAUCUUCUCCGCCAUUUCCCUCACCUUCAACACGGACGCUGAACGACGAGACGACGACGACGGCGACCACCACCACCACGUCCGCCUCGACCGCGCCGGCGCCCUCGGAUCGGGACAUUCGCCUCGUCUCUCCCUGGACGUCGUAUGCCACGCUCUCCCUCACCCUCGCGAGGUUGCCCGUCGCGCAGUUCCCAGCCCAGAUGGACAUGGAGGCGUGCUUGAGGGACCGGGACAAGCGUCUCGAGGCGGUGCGGAAGGGGAGGUUUGUUGCGACUCUCGUCCCCAGCGGAGCGGCAGCACUUGUGGGGGCCGACGGCGAGAGGGGGAAAGGGAAAGGGAAAGGCGUGCUGAGGUUUCGGAUCACCAAAGACGGCGUCGAAUUCGAGUGA